Messenger RNA from Oncorhynchus kisutch (coho salmon), 3097 nucleotides. Its product is annotated as proteoglycan 4-like. Gene Ontology annotation, biological process: macrophage apoptotic process. The record is from RefSeq and is a predicted model, not a curated record. The annotation marks the transcript as partial. NCBI's taxonomy places the organism in Eukaryota, Metazoa, Chordata, Actinopteri, Salmoniformes, Salmonidae. The transcript is spliced from 5 exons.
CUCUGUGUUCUCCUGGUUCCCAGGUCCAUGAUGUCAAGUUCCAGGCUCAGAACCCGGAGGAGAAGGAGGCUUGGAUUAAGGCCUUUAGUGACGGCAUCAACAGAGCAAAGAAUAAGAUAUUUGACGAGGUGAAGGUAGAUGAGACCAGUCAGUUGGAGCACGCAACACGCACAAGGCCGAAAGGAAACCGUAACAGAAGACCACCGACCAGGAUACACAUGAAAGAGGUUGCCAACGUCUCAUCAGAUGGCAUUCUCCGGCAGGACCUGGACGUGGUGGAUGCCAGCAUCCCCAACGGGACACACCAGAUCACCACAGACACCACUGAGACUCCCAAAAAGUCUGUGAAGCCCCCCAUGCCCCCCACGUCCAAACCCAGCGAGGCCCCAGAGGAGUGUCAGACCACCCAGAGCCCUGACGAAGGUCUGCCAUCUGAAACGGAGCCCAGUCCCCAGAAGGUCCUGAAGCCCCCCAUGCCGCCCUCCAAAGAGGCCGAGACGGCUGCUGCUUCUGCAGGGGACCAACUCCCUGAUGAGACUAGCACUGACAGAAGCCCAGAGAAAAAGGUCCUGAAGCCUCCUAUGCCGCCCUCCAAAGAGGCCAAGCCCACAGUGUCUGCCGAGGACCAACCACCUGGGGAGACCAGCCCUGAGAAAAAGGUCCUGAAGACGCCCAUGCCACCCUCCAAAGAGGCCAAGCCCACUGCUCCAGCCGGAGACCAACCCCCCAGGAACACCAGCCCCGAGGGCAGCCCAGAGCAGGGCUUCGAGUCAGCACCACCGCCCACCCCUCCCGGCAAACCAAUCGGUGGCUCCACAGACAACCUGGCCGAGGCCUCCCAAUCCAGCCAAGAACACAGGCCGCCCACCCCACCAUCCAAAGACAAGAAGCCCACUCAGACAGCCGUGCAGGAGAGUACAGAGGAGGCUAGUGGGAUGAGGAAGAAAGGUGAAGAGGAUGAAGUAGAGGAGAAGGAGGAAGAGGGUUCUGAAAUGGUGGCAUCUGACGUUCAACAAAGCAGUAUCCUUGAGGGGGCUGAGGAUGAGGAGGAGUCUUCUUCCUCUCAGCUUACAACACCCAUGACCCCCCUAGAGGUCAAAGUUGAACCCUCUGUGACUGACCACCCAGAGGUCACCUCCACCAUAGAAGAAGAGACGCAGAAAGUUGCCAAGCCCAUGGCUCAAGAACAAGAGUCUGCCCCUAGUGGUAGAGUGGAUAUAUCCCCCAAUGAAGAACCUCAGACAAUGAAAUCUUCCCAACUCGCAGUAACGCCGUCAGUUCAGACACCUGAGCCAAUCAAAAAGAGCCCUGGCCCUCCCGGACCUCCCACAAAGAAGAAGCCUGUCGUCCUCCCUCCUCCCAAAGCAGUGGUGGUGCCUCAAGACGUCCACCUAAGCGAGCCUAAGAACCAAGCGACAGGCAAAACCAAGAACAUCAUCAUCACCACCAUACCAGGAGAGAAACUCAACUCUAUCACUUCACCAACACCAGCCGUGGUGACCACAACUGAAGAAACAGAGGACCUGAAAGUUCCUGUGGUCGUUGAGACUAAGUCUGAGUUCCCAGUCGUAGUUCUCUCUCUGAGUGACCCUGAGCCAGACAGCUCCUGCUCCAGCCCCGUGUCCUGCCACCUCUCCCCGGAAAAGAAGAGUGAGCGUGAAGAGGAAAAGUCAGUCGACAGCGGCCAACACUCUGACAUCGAUGUCGAUGAAGAAUGGUCAGAGAGCAGGGACACUUUGGCAGCCUCUACCGCUGCCCUAAUGGGCAGCCAAGCUGGCCUGGACGCGCUGAUGGAUGAGAGUCAAGACGGAGACACGGAGACCCCUGGCAGCUUGGGACUCAGCACUGUGGAGGACUGCCCUUCUACGACCCAGACCCCCCAGGACAAUCACUCUGGCCUACACUCCACCUUCCUCCAGGUGAGGGUCAGUCAGGCCUCCCAUUGUCCCCCCAUCCCCUUCAAACCCUUAGCCAAGCUGAUGUCCACCUCUUUGGGGGAUCUCCUCUCUGAGGCCUCAUUGGGUGAAAACAUGAAACAGCCAAUCACAGACGAGGCUGUGACAAAGGCCACCGUGGGUCCUCAAAACUUAACAGAUCUUGAAAAUGAAGUGGCCCUGAAGCUGGAAAAUACAGAGGAGCUCCUGGGGAGCGUCGUCCCCAAAGGGAGCACCGAGGUUGGGCAGAACUCGGCCCUAGCGGGGGGCAAUAGCCUGGAGGACAGGUCGCCGGAGGAGCUGCUAGCCAGAGCCAUGGAGAAGCUGAGGAAAGCAGACCAGUUCCUCAGGCAGGCCAAGCAUAUAAAAGACUCGAAACAUUCUGAGAAUACUGCCAAGAGAAACAGCUGGUGAUUGUUAAAUAUAAAGGAGAAGUAGGGAACAUGUAUUGAUUAAGGGUGAUGGAAAGUAGUAACUUGGAAGGACGACAGGUGUUUUCUUAUUCUGGCUGAUUAUGCAGCAUAUUUAUGCAAGUGUUCUGCUGAGAUUUAGCUAAGUGCAAUUUUUUCAACUUUCGCUUUUCUCCUGCAAAUGGAGGUUGAUUGUACUUUUUGUACUUAAAAAUGUAUUUUUACAUUCCACAUUGAUCAUCAUCACUUUCCCAAGGAUAUUUACUUGAAUACUUACAACCCCCGAUCAAACUUUUUAAAGGAUGUUUCAAAAUGACGUAAGUCUUAGGAAAUGUCGGAAGAGCGUGCAACUUUUUGUAAUCCACAUUUUGAAUGGAUACAGAUUGGUUUCCUCUGUAAUCCCUGCCAAUCAAAACAUGAUGACAUUUGAAGUAAUCGUGUUCAUGUAGUUGUAGUAAUCAUGUAUGAGGUGGGUUGUGUUUAUGUAGUUGUAGUAAUCAUGUAUGAGGUGGGUUGUGUUCAUGUAGUUGUAGUAAUCAUGUAUGAGGUGGGUUGUGUUCAUGUAGUUGUAGUAAUCAUGUAUGAGGUGGGUUGUGUUCAUGUAGUUGUAGUAAUCAUGUAUGAGGUGGGUUGUGUUCAUGUAGUUGUAGUAAUCAUGUAUGAGGUGGGUUGUGUUUAUGUAGUUGUAGUAAUCAUGUAUGAGGUGGGUUGUGUUUAUGUAGUUCAUGAAAAUAUAAUUUUCUUGAGAAGUUA